UUCCACUAAAUUGACAGUGUCUAUUCCUUAUCCCCAGGGUUACACACCCUUCAAUCUCUCUCCUUCUCUUCCGCCACAGCCAUAGUUAUUCAAACAUCGGAUUUAUCUCUAAAAGAUACAUUAGCACCCAUGAACUGCGUUGCAAUGAGCUCUACAGUUCAAAUAUUCACUACUACUUUCAAUCACUUCCUACUUCGACGCCGUUUUACUACUCAGUCGAGAUGUUUGAGGCUAGCCAGGCCUUGGCCUACUCUCAGAGCUUCAAGAAUCGUUUGUAUGGCGGAGCCGUAUCUGAUAACGAAACUGGAAUCUGCGGAGAAGACGUGGAAGGAAUUAUCGGUUAGGCUUGCUGAUCCAGAUGUUGUCUCCAAUCCCACUGAAUACCAAAAACUGGCGCAGUCUGUUUCAGAACUUGAUGAGGUUGUAUCAACUUUCAGGAGAUUUAAGGAUUGUGAGAAGCAAUUAGAGGAGGCCAAAGCUUUAUCGGAAGAGGAUGGAACAGAUGAAGAUAUGGCUGAGAUGAUAGCAUCCGAAAUCAGCUCUUUAUCUGGUCAACUAAAAGAGCUUGAGGAGAAGAUUAAGGUGCUGCUGAUUCCAAGUGAUCCUCUUGAUGCAAGAAAUAUAAUGCUUGAAGUGAGGGCAGGUACUGGAGGCGAUGAGGCUGGAAUAUGGGCCGGUGAUCUUGUCAGAAUGUAUCAAAAGUACAGUGAGCGGAACUCUUGGAAAACUGCCCUAAUUUCAUGCUCUGAGGCUGAAAAAGGAGGAUUCAAAACUUGCGUGAUAGAGGUCAAGGGGAGUCGUGUCUACAGCAAAUUGAAAUAUGAAUCAGGUGUUCAUAGGGUCCAGCGUGUUCCUCAAACAGAAACACAGGGCCGUGUGCACACUUCUACAGCAACUGUAGCCAUCAUGCCUGAGGCCGAUGAAGUUGAGGUGGAAAUUGAUCCAAAAGACAUUGAACUCACAACUACAAGAUCUGGUGGUGCUGGAGGCCAGAAUGUCAACAAGGUGGAGACAGCAGUUGAUCUCUUCCACAAGCCAACUGGGAUCCGUAUAUUCUGUACCGAAGAAAGGACCCAACUUCAGAACAAGAAUCGUGCUUUGCAGCUGCUACGAGCAAAACUGUAUGAAAUAAAAGUAAGGGAGCAGCAAGAGUUGAUAAGGAAUCAACGAAAAUCACAGGUUGGUACUGGUGCCCGUGCUGAAAAGAUUCGAACCUACAAUUAUAAGGACAAUAGGGUUACCGACCACCGGCUAAAGACGAACUAUGAGCUUACAUCUUUUCUUGAAGGUGAUAUUGAGAAUGCAGUUCAGGCUUGCUCAUCAAUGGAACAGAAGGAGCUCCUGGAAGAGCUUGCCGAGUCUGCGGCUACAACUGCUGGCUAAACGAUAACACUGAUAUUUGAUCGAAGUGUCUGUGAUGUCAGGCGAGAAUGGAUUAAACUUUGAAGAAGUUAAAAGAAAUUACUCGUUCAACAAAUCAAGAAAGCACCGUCGCUUGCACUCCCAGUCCCAUCAUCAUGACGAUUCUUUUCGCUUGGGUGGCUGUGGAAAUUGUUCAAAUACAAAGGAAACUUAAUAUUCUUAAAAUGC
Molecule: messenger RNA, 1590 nt
Organism: Hibiscus syriacus
Lineage: Eukaryota; Viridiplantae; Streptophyta; Magnoliopsida; Malvales; Malvaceae
Product: peptide chain release factor APG3, chloroplastic-like
Exons: 15
Coding region: 130-1383 (417 amino acids)
Biological process (GO): chloroplast organization; translational termination; thylakoid membrane organization
Cellular component (GO): chloroplast
Molecular function (GO): translation release factor activity, codon specific
Source: RefSeq, a predicted model, not a curated record